Molecule: messenger RNA, 3853 nt
Organism: Ziziphus jujuba (common jujube)
Lineage: Eukaryota; Viridiplantae; Streptophyta; Magnoliopsida; Rosales; Rhamnaceae
Exons: 14
Coding region: 196-3393 (1065 amino acids)
Molecular function (GO): GTPase activity; GTP binding
Source: RefSeq, a predicted model, not a curated record
GCGUGACUUGUUUCCCUCCCCAAUUUUAAACCCCCCAAAAUUGAUCAGUCUCUCAGUGUACGAGGACUGGAAAAAGAAAAGCAAAAGGAAAGUAGAAACAAAAACAAUCAGGAAAAAACACCGAUACAGGGUGGAAGUGAAAACACAGAUCAGAAGCAAGAAGACGAAGAAUAAGCAAAAAGAGGAAGCGAAAAGAUGAUGAAAUUUUUCAGAGGAAAAGACAAUUCCCCAGAUGUUUCACCCCACUCCUUGUCUUCGUCACCGUCGCCGUCGUCGUCGUAUACGUCGGUGACCGGUCCGGCCCGGCCACUCCGACUUGUCUACUGCGAUGAGAAAGGGAAGUUUCGGAUGGAUCCUGAAGCGGUUGCUUCGCUUCAGCUCGUGAAGGGACCCAUUGGUGUGGUCUCCGUCUGUGGUCGUGCUCGCCAAGGCAAGAGCUUCAUUCUGAACCAGCUCCUUGGGAGGAGUAGUGGAUUUCAAGUAGCAUCAACUCAUCGGCCUUGUACCAAAGGGCUUUGGUUGUGGAGUGCGCCCUUGAAGAGAACUGCUCUUGAUGGAACAGAGUACAAUCUUUUACUGUUAGACAGUGAAGGAAUAGAUGCUUAUGAUCAAACGGGAACAUAUAGCACACAAAUAUUUUCCUUGGCUGUCCUCUUGUCCAGCAUGUUCAUUUAUAACCAGAUGGGUGGCAUAGAUGAAGCUGCAUUGGAUCGUCUUUCUCUUGUCACUCAAAUGACCAGACAUAUCCGUGUUAGAGCAGGAGGAAGAAGUUCAGCUUCUGAACUUGGGCAGUUCUCCCCGAUCUUUGUGUGGCUUCUAAGGGAUUUUUAUUUGGAUUUGGUAGAGGAUAAUAGGAGGAUAACUCCCCGUGACUAUCUAGAGCUUGCUUUGAGGCCAGUUCAAGGUGGUGGAAAAGACAUAGCUGCCAAAAAUGAGAUUCGCGACUCCAUUCGAGCUCUUUUUCCAGAUAGAGAAUGCUUCACCCUUGUACGGCCAUUGAACAACGAAAAUGAUCUGCAGAGACUCGAUCAAAUAUCUUUGGACAAAUUAAGGCCCGAAUUUAGAUCUGGACUGGAUGCUUUAACAAAGUUUGUUUUUGAAAGAACAAGACCCAAGCAGGUUGGGGCAACCAUAAUGACUGGUCCAGUUCUUGUUGGCAUCAUUGAGUCUUAUCUAGAGGCUCUUAAUAAUGGUGCUGUUCCUUCAAUUUCCUCUUCAUGGCAGAGUGUUGAAGAAACUGAGUGUCGAAGAGCAUAUGAUACUGCAUCUGAGGUUUAUAUGUCUGCUUUUGACCGUUCGAAGCCUCCAGAGGAAGCUGCAUUGAGGGAAGCGCAUGAAGAAGCAGUUCAAAAAUCGCUGGCUACAUUUAAUGCUGCUGCUGUAGGGCUUGGUUCAGCUAGGAAGAAAUAUGAGGGGCUUUUGCAAAAAUUCUUCAAAAAGGCACUUGAGGAUUAUAAGAGGAAUGCGUAUAUGGAGGCAGAGCUGCGAUGUUCAAAUGCCAUUCAAAGCAUGGAAAGGAAGCUGAGAACAGCUUGUCAUGCCACUGAUGCUAAUAUUGAUGCUGUUGUGAAGGUCCUUGAUGAUCUUAUAUCUGAGUAUGAGGCAUCAUGUCAUGGGCCAGGAAAAUGGCAUAAACUGGCUAUGUUCAUGCAAAAGAGUUUGGAGGGCCCCAUACUUGACCUUGUUAAGCAACUAAUUAAUCAAGUUGGAUCAGAGAAGAAUUCCCUCUUGUUGAAAUGUCGCUCAAUUGAAGAUAAGUUGGGGUUGCUUAACAAGCAGCUAGAAGGUAGUGAGAAGUCUAAGUCUGAAUAUCUGAAGCGUUAUGAGGAUGCUAUCAGUGACAAGAAGAAGCUAGCUGAUGAAUAUAUGAGCCGCAUAACAAACUUACAGAGUAAUUGCAGUUCACUUGGUGAGAGAUGUUCUAGCUUAUUAAAAACAUUGGAUUCUACAAAGCAAGAAUCUUCAGAAUGGAAAAGAAAAUACGACCAGGUCCUAUCCAAGCAGAAAGCUGAGGAAGACCAAGCUAGUUCUGAAAUUGCGGUCCUCAAGUCUCGAAGCAGUGCUGCUGAAGCAAGGCUAGCUGCAGCUCGGGAACAAGCACAGUCUGCUCAAGAGGAGGCAGAGGAAUGGAAGAGGAAGUAUGACAUUGCUUUCAGAGAAGCAAAAGCUGCCCUUGAAAAGGCUGCAAUUGUCCAAGAACGCACAACCAAGGAAACACAAAAGAGAGAAGAUGCUAUUCGGGAAGAAUUUGCAAACACUUUGGCCGAGAAGGAUGAAGAAAUAAAGGAUAGAACAGCAAAGAUUGAAUAUGCUGAGCAAUGCUUGGCUACUCUUAAGUUGGAGUUGAAGGCUGCCAAAUCAAAAGUUGAUAGUUAUGAUGCUGAAAUAUCUACAAUGAAGCUCGAAGUUAAAGAGUUAAGUGAGAAAUUUGAAGCUGCAAAUGCUAGGGCCCACUCAUUUGAGAGAGAGAAAAAGAUAUUGGAGCAGGAGAAGAUCUAUCUGGAGCAGAAGUACCUAUCUGAGAGCAAGAGGUUCGAGGAAGUCCAGGAGAGGUGCAAAAUAGCAGAAAAGGAAGCUACAAGAGCAACUGAAAUUGCUGAUAAAGCACGGAUUCAAUCAGACACUGCUCAAAAGGAAAAAGGGGAGAUGCAGAGGUUGGCAAUGGAAAGACUGGCUCAAAUUGAGAGGGCUGAGAGGUAUAUCGAGAAUCUUCAAAGAGAGAAAAAAGAUUUGGGGGAUGAUGUAGAGAGAGUUCGUGUAUCAGAGAUGGAAGCUCUUUCAAAAGUUGCUCUACUUGAGGCAAGAGUUGAAGAAAGAGAAAGAGAAAUAGAGUCAUUGUUGAAAUCAAACAAUGAGCAGAGAGCUAGUACAGUGAAAGCCCUUCAGGAUCUUUUGGACACUGAACGUGCAGCACAUGCAGAUGCAAACAACAGGGCAGAAGCCCUCUCUCUUCAGCUACAAGCCACACAGUCAAAACUUGACUCCCUACAGCAGGAAUUGACUUCUGUUAGACUGAAUGAAACAGCAUUGGAUAGUAAGCUCAAGACUGCUUCACAUGGAAAACGAUCAAGGGUUGACGAUUAUGAAAUGGGUGUCGAAUCUGUUCAAGACAUGGAUAUGAAUGACAAAGUUUUAAGAGGAAAUAAAAGGUCCAGAAGCACGACUAGCCCUCCAAAGCACACACAGACAGGAGAUGGGGGUUCCAUAUUCAGGGCUGAUGAUGAGAACCAUAGUCAGCAAACUAAUCAGGAGGACUACACAAAAUUCACAGUUCAGAAACUGAAGCAAGAACUGACAAAACAUAACUUUGGUGGUGAGCUACUGCAGUUGAGGAAUCCCAACAAAAAGGAGAUCCUUGCUCUGUAUGAAAAGUGCGUCUUACAGAAAUCAUGAGCCGUUAAACCUCUUCUAUGCAGAUGAUGUGUGUAUUAUACAGGAAGUUGACUCUAUAAAACAGUGUAGGGGCUAGGUGAGCUUAUGCUUUCAAAUUCAUUCAUAAAAACAUCUCAUCAACAUUUUGUGCAAAGGCGAGCUUCUUUUCAUUUUGGGUUCUUCUUUUGAAAAUUAUUCUAGUGUAACCAGGCGAAGUUUAAUUUCUUAGUAGUGCUUAUCACUGACCUCAACAUCCUUUUUAGGUGACCUUUGGCUCUUUUUUACCUUAAUUUAUUUUCUUCAAUCUUCUUGUGUUUUCUGGGUUUAUAUUGGUUAUGGUAACCGUACAGUGUGAAUUCUUGUUGAUAGGGUUUAUGUGGUGUGUGCCAAAAGCAAUUGUUGGUUUGGUAGGGUCAAUUAUCAUGAUUGUAAUGACGAUGGAAGAUGGUAUAAUAUGUUUGUGUGGUUUUUUUAUACUCUA